Messenger RNA from Anarrhichthys ocellatus (wolf-eel), 1280 nucleotides. Its product is annotated as apolipoprotein A-I-like. The record is from RefSeq and is a predicted model, not a curated record. Gene Ontology annotation, molecular function: phosphatidylcholine-sterol O-acyltransferase activator activity; cholesterol transfer activity; phospholipid binding. The transcript has 3 exons. NCBI's taxonomy places the organism in Eukaryota, Metazoa, Chordata, Actinopteri, Perciformes, Anarhichadidae. Gene Ontology annotation, cellular component: extracellular region; high-density lipoprotein particle; chylomicron. The coding region runs from base 69 to 860 and encodes 263 amino acids. Gene Ontology annotation, biological process: acylglycerol homeostasis; cholesterol efflux; phospholipid efflux.
AAACUCCUUUGACUGUAAUACUGUGAGCGUGACAUGUUUUGCCUCUUUCUCCACUCUAGACCACCAUCAUGAAAUUUGUCGCUCUCACUCUCGCCCUCCUGCUGGCUGUUGGCUCUCAGGCCGCUACCCUGCAGAAUGAUGCACCAAACCAGCUGGCCCAUGCCAGGAGUGUUAUGAACACGUACCUGGAUCAGGUGAAGGAGAGUGCUACCAGGGCCCUGAAUCAGCUCGAUGACACCGAGCACAAGGAGCUCAAGGCCCGCCUGUCUACCCGCAUCGAAGACAUGUACACCCAGAUCAAGACUAUGCAGGCUGCUGCUGUCCCCAUCACCGACAGUGUCGUCAGCACCAUCGCCGACGCCACCACCGAGUUCCGCGCCGCUGUCAUCGCUGAUAUUGACACCCUGAAGAUCGAUCUCGAGCCCAAGCGUGCUGCGCUGAGGGAGGUUGUCAACAGGCACAUCGAGCAGUACCGCAUUACCCUUGAGCCCAUCAUCACAGAGUAUUCUGCCAAGCACGCGGCAGAUAUGGAAGUCCUGAAGGGAAAGAUGGAGCCCAUUGUGGAGGACCUGCGCAACAAGAUCGCAGCCAACGUGGAGGAGACCAAGGCCGCCCUGAUUCCCAUCGUGGAGUCUGUGCGUGCCAAGCUCUCUGAGCGUCUGGAGCAGGUGAAGAUGAUGGUUGGCCCGUACGUCGAGGAAUACAAGGACCAGAUGAAGCAGGCCUACGACCAGGUUCAGAACGUCAAGGCUGAGGACCUCACUACCCUGAAGGAGCAGAUUGCACCUUUGGCCGAGGACAUCAAGGUUAAGCUCAACACCAUCUUCCAGCACAUCGCAGCUUCUAUCCAGAAGAACUAAAUCCCUCCCUGUUCCUGUAACUAACCUCACCUACCUAUCAGUCCCAGACCCAUUCCACCAUUCUCUCCAUUCCAUUCUUUCCUCACAAUGCGCAGCCAGACCACCUCCCAAAAUGAAGCCGGUGACUAACUUGUUGCACUUGUUUGCAACAAGAUGGCGGGACUCUUGCUCUGUCUCUCUCCGAUGAAAACACCUUGCCUUUUGCGCACAUGCUCAAGCACAUGCAAGCAGCAGACACAUAGGAACUCAGCACGCACAUGCUUUACUCUUCGCACGACAAGGCCAACUGCUUACGUUUUGUGUAGGAACUGUAUGUGAAUUACCACAAGUGCCUGAAACUCUGUGUAAUGAUGCUUGUCUGAUGAAAACUGUGCUUUGACGAAAUACAGCUCAAUAAACAAAUGACUUGUUUAUACUAAA